AUUGAAAUGGUGAAGAAUAACAUGUUGCUGAAAAAGUCUUCUUUCUUCAUACUUCUUAACAUCUGCAUGGGCGUCUGUAAAGAGCUGGAGGUGCAGCAGGACCCCGUGAUCAACGUGACGGCGGGAGAAACGGCUCACCUGCGCUGCCGCUUCAGCCACUCGGGGAGUUCGAUAAUCGGCUCGUUCAGAUGGUACAGAGGUGCACCUAAAGGCAAGGAGGUCAACAACGACACACACCUCACUGGCAUCGUCAGAGUGGACGCAGAAACGUUCUCUCGAGACAAGGAUGCCUCCAUUUUUAUUCUUGAAACGUUGGCGCAAUAUCAGGACACGUACUACUGUGAGGUGGAUCUGCUUGGAGAGAAGAGCACUGGGAAUGGCACACGGCUGAUCGUUAGAAAGCCAGAAAAUAAACCAAACUCAGAUUCUGAAAAUGCUUGUGAAGAAGAUGAAGAAAAAAGGACCUGGACUGUAAUCAGAAUUAUCCUUUUCACUCUCCUUGCAAUCUUGUCUAUCCCUGUGACUUACUUUGUUCAUCGUUAUAUUGAAGGACCAUUUCAGUCUCCUCAGAGUAUUACAGGCAAAACCUGUAUGAACCUAACAGCUGUACUGAAUAUUAUGAAGAUAUUGAUCAUAGGACUUCUCCCAGCUGAGUUUAUUGCCUCAUAUGUGAUCAAGGCUUUCUCGUCCUAA
Erpetoichthys calabaricus (reedfish) is the source of this 693-nucleotide messenger RNA. RefSeq lists its product as uncharacterized. NCBI's taxonomy places the organism in Eukaryota, Metazoa, Chordata, Cladistia, Polypteriformes, Polypteridae. The coding region runs from base 7 to 693 and encodes 228 amino acids. Gene Ontology annotation, biological process: positive regulation of natural killer cell mediated cytotoxicity; immune response-activating cell surface receptor signaling pathway. The transcript has 5 exons. The record is from RefSeq and is a predicted model, not a curated record.